AUGGAUAAAGUAGCCGCUUAUUCAUUCCUUACUUCUGCAGGAUGUUCAAUUUCAAAGGAUGUGCAUGAAUGGUUGAGAGAAAAAUUGUAUGAGCAAUUGAGAAAUUCAAUUCAGACCGAAAAAAUCAAAUCUGAAAUCAAAAAAUACACAAAAAUUAGAAAUUGUCAAACCUACACAGUGGUUGAGAAUUCAAAUGAGGUGAAUGAAAUGUCAAAAGAAUUUAAUCCAAAAGAUGUUUCGAAUGAAAGAAGUAGAAAAACAAAAAACAAACCAAUUAUUGAAAUUAAAAAGAGUGCUGGUUUACAAUGUAACAACUGUAAUUCCUUCCAUAUUACACUGGACAUGUUUGGUGACGAUUCAUUCUUGUAA
This is a messenger RNA of Naegleria gruberi, 369 nucleotides long. RefSeq lists its product as uncharacterized. The record is from RefSeq and is a predicted model, not a curated record. NCBI's taxonomy places the organism in Eukaryota, Heterolobosea, Eutetramitea, Acrasida, Naegleriidae. The coding region runs from base 1 to 369 and encodes 122 amino acids. The transcript has a single exon.